Talpa occidentalis (Iberian mole) is the source of this 1458-nucleotide messenger RNA. RefSeq names its product uncoupling protein 1 (gene UCP1). The transcript has 7 exons. NCBI's taxonomy places the organism in Eukaryota, Metazoa, Chordata, Mammalia, Eulipotyphla, Talpidae. Gene Ontology annotation, molecular function: oxidative phosphorylation uncoupler activity. Bases 1 to 927 code for a protein of 308 amino acids. Gene Ontology annotation, biological process: adaptive thermogenesis; mitochondrial transmembrane transport; response to cold. Gene Ontology annotation, cellular component: mitochondrial membrane. The record is from RefSeq and is a predicted model, not a curated record.
AUGGUCGCCUCCACCGCCCCAGACCAGCCGGCCCCCACCAUGCCCAUCAAGAUCUUCUCCGCAGGGCUGGCGGCCUGCACCGCGGAUGUGAUCACCUUCCCUCUGGACACCGCCAAAGUCCGGCUCCAGAUUCAAGGCGAAACCCCGAUCUCCAGUGGCAUCAGGUAUAAAGGCGUCCUGGGCACCAUCACCACCCUGAUCAAGACGGAGGGGCCCAUGAAGCUCUACAGCGGGCUGCCCGCGGGCAUCCAGAGGCAGAUCAGCUUCGCCUCUCUGAGGAUCGGCCUCUACGACUCCGUGCAGGAGUUCUUCAGCUCGGGCACGGACGGCCCACCCACUCUGGGAAGCAAGAUCUCCGCAGGCCUGACGACUGGCGGCGUGGCCGUGUUCAUCGGGCAGCCCACGGAGGUGGCGAAGGUCAGGAUGCAAGCCCAGAGCCACCUGCACGGCCUCAAGCCCCGCUACACCGGCACCUACAACGCUUACAGAGUCAUAGCCACCACGGAAGGCUUCCUGGGGCUUUGGAAAGGGACCAGUCUCAACCUGACAAGGAAUGUGAUCAUCAACUGCACAGAGCUGGUGAUGUAUGACCUGAUGAAGGAGGCCCUUGUGAAGAACAAGGUGCUAGCAGAUGACGUCCCCUGCCACGUCGUGUCGGCUCUCGUCGCUGGGUUUUGCACGACGGCGCUGGCUUCCCCGGUGGACGUGGUGAAGACCAGAUUCAUCAAUUCUCCCCCGGGACAGUACCCGCACGUGCACAGCUGCGCGCUGGCCAUGCUGCACAAGGAAGGGCUGUCGGCUUUCUUCAAAGGGUUCGUGCCGUCCUUCCUGCGGCUGGGCUCCUGGACCGUCAUCAUGUUCGUGUGCUUUGAGCGGCUGAAGCGCGAGCUGAUGAAGUCCAGGCAGACGGUGGACUGUGCCACAUAGCCCUGCCGGGCCCAGCCCGCGCCGGCUCCAGAGUGAAUACUAAAAAAUGCCUGUGCACUUCAUUUCACCCUAGAAAGAUAAAUGAGUUCCGCACGAACAGAGUCUGGGGAUCUUUUUUUAAACAAAAAUGAACACCUGUCUCUCUUAUUCUCCUUGUUGGAAGGAGAGGAAAGCAAAACACUCAGUGUGUCUCCUGAGAUACUAGAGGGACAAGACGGUGAUCUGAGCUUCAGUUUGCUGACUUGGCACCCUGGGUAGGAGAAACUCCAUUUUGGGCCUGCAAAGUUGUCUCAACAGCUGUCAGGUACGGUGUAAUUCUGCGUUCAUAGGCUCCACGUUCCUCUUAUGGUUGUGUUUUCUACCCUUAAGACUUCAUAAGGGUCCCUCAGGCUUAUUUCCCUGUUGUCACCUGUGAAGCAGGGAUCCUGCUCUCACCUCAGGGCAUGCUGGCCUGACUCCCCUUGUUUGGUCAUCACCGGUAUCUUUUAGGGUUUCUUCCGGCCUCCAGAGCCCUCUUUGCCCACCUGUGCA